Molecule: messenger RNA, 1614 nt
Organism: Triticum urartu
Lineage: Eukaryota; Viridiplantae; Streptophyta; Magnoliopsida; Poales; Poaceae
Source: RefSeq, a predicted model, not a curated record
AUGGUGACUACUCGUGAUUCCCAAUGCGAUUCAGUCGAGUAUUCUGAUGUCCCGGUCAUUGUGUGCACUAUGACCUGGGUUGGUGGAGGCCUUGAUAUCCUUGCUUGCGAGAAGCUGAAUCCUGAUGUACUUCUUCCAUACAUCUCCCCCUGUUAUUUGCAAUGUAUUGCAAAUCUUCUGAACGCAUGGUUCAGAUCUUUGAGUCUAGCAAUUCCCGAGUCACUUCGAUCCCAAAUCCACAGCGCCGGCGGAGGACCCCAGCGCCGGCUGGCGGGCCGCAUCACCGGCGGAGAGAAGAUCUCCCGCCGCGCCCCUCCUGGAGGAGGAGUCACCGCGGAGGUGGGUGCCGGGCGCAACGCCGUUGUAGGCGCCAUCCGCGAGCGCGAGCGCUGCUGCUGCGCGGCCGGAGCGGCUGCUCGACGGCUUACUCUCCAGCGGGACCGCGAGGGCCCCGGGGCGGCGGCGCGCGCCUGUGCGCCGCGAAGGCGGAGGAGUGGUGGGUGUCUGGGACGGUGCGGCAGCUUCGGCAUCGACUGCCGCGGCCCAACAGGAGCCGUUCACGCCGGAGCCAUAGAUGAAGACGAAGGCCCCGGCCGGCACGGACACGAAGGCGAGCGCGUGACAGGCGGCGACCUCGACGACCACGGAGGUCGGAGAUGGCAGCGGCGCGGCCUCGUGCUCGUCGUGUUGUCGUCAAGGACGACGAUGUCGUUCCCCGGCGCUGCGCUCAACCGUCGCGUGCUCCGCGUUGGGAGCCGCCACCGUCUCGGACUGCAGCAGGCCACUGAGCCAUGGUCGCGCGCAGAAGGGCGGUCUUGGCUGCGUGCAAGAGGGCGCGUGGCCGGGCCGCAGGGCGGCCGGCGUAGCGCGGCGCACGGGAUCGGGGCGCGGAGGCCGGCUGGUCGACGUCGCCAAGGCCGUAGGCAGUCCGCCGGUUGGAGCCGCUUCAGCGAAGGUUCGGGCGGAGCACCACCAUGUUGUGGAGCGCCAAGCCGUUGGCGGCCGCCUUCGGGAGCGUCGGCGCUCCACACAUCGGGGUCGCCGUUGGUCUGCACGUCUCCGCGUGAUGGAUGUAGGCGGUGGAGAGGACCGCCGCCGCCAGCCGUGGCUGGCCUCGGGCGCCACCAUGCCAUGCGAGAGCUGUGGUCUCAGGCACAGCCGCCACGCGUACGCGACCGACCGCGGGAGCGGCCGUGGCGCGGGUAGCCAUGGGCUCCCGCCACUGCUCUGCCGGAGGUCUCCGUGGAGGAGCAGCCAAGGCGCAUGGACGGGGGCACCGCUAGCGAUGUGAUGAAAAGCAGCAGCAAUUGCCGCUCGAUCCAGUGCAAGAAAUCACUCCGGAAGAUGAAAUAGAGAUCUUUGAUUGAUGGCAAGAGCACGCUGGCAGGCUGCAGACGCCUUUCGUCGCCUUUGCGCCGGAUGACCAGGCCCCCGCGAGUUCUUGUCGUCGCUGUGCAUCCUCGCCGGCCUCAUUUUGAUCGGUAGAGACAACGUGGCUGAUAACGUGUGAAGAAUCGAUUGUAAAGGAACAAGAGAAUCGAACAAAUGAUUGAAUCGGUUGCCUUUAUUGAUGAUUGACAUGCUAUUUAUACAAUGGGAACCGUCUUCGCCUCA